This is a messenger RNA of Castor canadensis (American beaver), 738 nucleotides long. It is a transcript of the gene Lypd5, whose product is annotated as LY6/PLAUR domain containing 5. The record is from RefSeq and is a predicted model, not a curated record. Lineage: Eukaryota; Metazoa; Chordata; Mammalia; Rodentia; Castoridae. Gene Ontology annotation, cellular component: plasma membrane.
UUUGGGGCUGUGCUGUGCCUGACAGGGUCCCAGGCCCUGCAGUGCCACAGCUUUGAGCACAUCUACUUUGGGCCUUUCGACCUCAGUGCCAUGAAGUUCUCCAGCGUCUCCUGUCCCCAGGGAUGCUCUGAGAUCGUCCUGUCGCUGGACACUGGGUAUCGCGCGCCGGUGACCUUGGUGCAGAAGGGCUGCUGGACAGGCCCGACCACAGGGCCCAUGCAAUCCAAGCAGGACGCGCUGCCACCCGACUACGCGGUGGUGCGGGGUUGCGCGACCGACUUUUGCAACUCGGACCUCAGGACGCACGACGCCCUCCCCAACCUAAGUCAAGCGCCUGACCCACCCACGCUCAGCGGCACAGAGUGCUACGCCUGCCUGGGGGUCCACCCGGAGGACUGCACCCCCGAAAAGGCCCGACGGGUCCAGUGUCACCAGGAUCAGAGUGCCUGUUUCCAGGGCAACGGCCGGAUGAACAUUGGCAAUUUCUCAGUCCCCGUGUACAUCAGGACCUGCCACCGGCCCUCUUGCACCACCAUGGGCACCACCAGCCCCUGGACAGCCGUCAACCUCCAGGGCUCCUGCUGUCAGGGUCAUCUCUGCAACAGGAACCCCAUGACCCAGUCCUUCAUCACCAGCGCAGCCCCGGCCUCUCUCCGGGUGCCCCACACCCUGGCCCUAUUCCUGGUGGCUCCUCUGCUGGCCCUGGUCAUGGGAGGACCCCUCAGGCUCUCUCCAUAG